Messenger RNA from Dunckerocampus dactyliophorus (ringed pipefish), 4444 nucleotides. RefSeq names its product HemK methyltransferase family member 1 (gene hemk1). The transcript is spliced from 11 exons. Gene Ontology annotation, biological process: protein methylation. The coding region runs from base 403 to 1497 and encodes 364 amino acids. NCBI's taxonomy places the organism in Eukaryota, Metazoa, Chordata, Actinopteri, Syngnathiformes, Syngnathidae. Gene Ontology annotation, molecular function: protein methyltransferase activity; nucleic acid binding. The record is from RefSeq and is a predicted model, not a curated record. Gene Ontology annotation, cellular component: mitochondrion.
UUUCCAGUCACGCCUCGCCUUGCUGGAAAACAGAACUGAUGCGUUUACAACACCUCGCAGAAGACAAUAUCAACUCUACACCAGUAUUUUUACUUCAUUUAUAAACCCACCUAUGCAAUAUAAAUUUUGGUGUAAUUCUAUCUAGUACUGUUCAAAGCUGAUCGUGGUUGUUUUACAGUUGUUUGUACGUCUCGUGUCAGUGAAAUCCAAAUUUUCCCCAUUAACCUUAAAUGCACCCUUCCUCAACAGAGUCAAUCUUGCGCAGAGUUUGCGCAAAACUUCGACGACGUCACACGUGGACGUUGGAGAUGUUAGCUACUGCGCCAUGGCGAGCGACAACGCCGCUUCCCACAAACAGCAAUGUCAAAUAAACUCCACAAUGGGGAUUAAAAAUGAGCUUUAAUGUUCGUAUACGUGACCAAGUGCGUUUCCUUUAUCACGACUGUGUGGGUUGAAAUGUGGAAGAAGCCAGUGACUGCAGUAAAUACAUAUUUAGUGGGGAGGAGUCGCGGAUUUAAGGAAAUUUGGGGCUCGUGUGCAGUGCAUCCAUGCAGUACCGAGGCGUCUCCUGCAUCCAGGAUAACAGCAAGACAGGCGGCAGAUAUUUGGAAGAAACACUUUGAGGUGAAAAGAGUCACAGAACCUGACCUCUCCAGCCACUACAUCAUCGCCCACGUGCUUGGCGCUAAAACCAUUCAAUGUGUUGAGCCGGAGAGACUGUCUGCAUUUCUCACUCAAGAGGAAAGGGAGCAAAUAUGGAAGCUCUGCAAGAGGCGCCUUUCCAGGAUGCCUGUGCAGUAUGUGAUCGAGGAGUGGGACUUCAGAGGUCUGACACUAAAGAUGAAGCCUCCUGUGUUCAUCCCACGACCAGAAACGGAGGAGUUGGUUGAACUGGUAGUGCGUGAUCUGCAGGGGAAGAAUGACGGCAGACAGGGCUCGCCUACAUGUUUGGAAGUGGGAUGCGGGUCUGGUGCCAUUUCUCUCAGCCUGCUCAAGAGCUUCCCUCAGCUUACAGCCAUUGCACUAGAUCAAAGUCUGGAUGCUGUGGAACUGACAAAAGAAAAUGCGGCAAGGCUGGGGCUUCAGGAUAGAUUGAAGGUUUACUAUGCGGAUGUCACUAAAGACGCAGACACCGUGUUGAAGGUGUGCAGCAAUGUCUCUGCAUUAGUCAGCAACCCUCCCUAUCUCUUCUCAGAGGAUUUGUCUUCACUGGAACCUGAAAUUUGGAGGUUUGAGGACCACGCCGCUUUAGACGGAGGCAAAGACGGCAUGAACGUGAUCCAGAAGAUUCUGACCCUGGCUCCACACAUUCUGGCGGAUGACGGCCGUGUUUACUUGGAGGUGGAGCCCAGACACCCCGGGCCCAUUCAGCAGUGGACGGAGGCCAACAUGGAGAGGCUGCAUUUGGUGGAGACGCAUCACGACAUCAACAGCAGGCCGCGAUUUUGCAUCCUUCAGAAAGGGAAUUCAAAUGACGAUGAGCUGGACCCGGAUUGAGAAACUCAGAUCCUAUUACGCUGGCUUUAGUCCAGGUGGCCAUAGCCUCCUGCCUGCUCCCCCACCCCCAAACACGCUUUACCAGCACCACUGCUUUCAUCGCUCCAGUUUUUUUUUUUUUUUUUUUUUUGCCGAAUGAAUCCUUUAAAUCGCCUGCUUUGUUUUUUUAUUUUUUCUUUUGUGCGUGUCCUGUGCCACGAUAAGACAAAAAAAUGUGUGUGUCAUGGCACAAAAGCAGCUCAAAGCUGAAGGUAAUUACCGAGGCUUUUCUUAGAACACUCCCUCUCAGAAUCGCACCCUCCUCCCGGGAAGCAUUUUGUAGUUCUUUGAAUUGGCUGAUCAGCGGUCCUCCCCUUUGCCCGUCCACUCAAGCUGACUCAGAUGCAGGCUGUGUGUGUGUGUGUGUGUGUGUGUGUGUGUGUGUGUGUGUGUGUGUGUGUGUGUGCACAUGUUGUUGAACACACACACACACACACACACACACAAUGUGGCCUUUAGUGCCUCACGUAGUCUCACCCAUUCGAAGUUCAAAGGCCACAUACUUUUAUUUCCGAGAACAAGCCUAAUUUGUAGCGACGCCUUCAUUUUCAUUCACGUUACCUACUGAGCAAUAAGGAAAAUGGUGAAAAAAAUACCUUGCAAUGUGAACAAAAGGGGUGAAAAAUAUCUGUGAUCUUUAUCCAACUGUAAUGACCCAUGCCCCACCCAUUGUGGAAAGUUUCAUGGAAAUUCACAAAGUAGCAUUCGUGUAAUCCUGCUAACAAACAAAGGAAAACUUGCAGGGAAGACGUAGCGAGCGCCCCAAAAGUGGUCAGGAGUUAAGGCAAAAAAAACCCAAAAAACAUUACACGUGUAAAAUGUAGAAAAAUUAUUUACUGAGAAAAAUAAAAUGGCAAAGGUGUGUAAAAGGAAUCACUGUGUGUACAUGUCAUGCAAUCCAGUCCAAAUGUGACACACACACACACACACACACACACACAUCGGCUGAUAUUAACUGAAAUGAAAAAUAAUGACCCUGUGUCCAACAUUUCCUCCUCAAGAGUUCCAAAGCAGCAUUGUCAUUCCCAGGUUUUAAAAAAAAGGACCUGUUUGAGUUUCUGUCCUUCUCACACCUUGAAGGGAUAUUCCUGCAAGAAGCGCAGCAGAGGCCUGGGGAGUGGUAGCUGCUCGUGGCAGUCCGAGUGCCUGUUGAUGACCAAGCGUGUGAGGUGCUGCAGGGACGGCAGGCUCUGGGGCUUGUACACGGCUCGCUUUAAUUUGAGCACCACCGACGACGACGCCUCCUGGAUUGCAGCUUUGGAAGGAACCCGCUGCUCCGCCUGGCCGUCCUCCGCUCUCCUCUCUGGUCCCAUGUAGUGCUGCACCAGGCUGGGCACGUCAGGGAAUGACGACAGGCUGGGUCUGGCUGGGGAGCUGCAGUCCAGUAAAAAACGAGUGCAGCUGUACUGGAUGCGUAUGCUGGUGGGACCCCGCGCCGUCUUGACUGAGAGGGUGAGCAUGUAGAGAGGGUGGCUGCUGUCUCGUACCAAAAAAGCCCCUUCAGAUGCCUCUUGAAGUGCACUGUGGGCUUGAGCUGCACUUAUGCCCCCCCAGUACCACCCUGCACACAUAAACACACGCCCAUGUUAGUUUUCAGUAGCUAUCACAGCACUGGCAUCAUUCAAAGAGUGUUCAUACCUGAUGUCUCUAGGUAACAAAAGUUGCUCGCAAUCGCCCGUAAGUCUUUGGUGGGGUCCCAUAGCGACGGGCUACUCUGAAGGCAAGGCGUAGCUGCCCCUGUGCCUGCCCGCAUGCCCCUCUGGGGGGCCUCAGUGGAUGGAGCAGUGGGCAAAAGAGCUCUGGGACUGGAAAAUAAGACAAGGAGUCCGCAUAAUGUAUAAUAAUAUAUCAUUUAGCUUCUCAAUGUGUCUGGUACAGUAAGGAUGAAUAAGUCAACGUCAUAGUUUAUUUUCUUUGUAAUAAGAAAAAUACAUCCUAGUAAGUUCAAUUGUAAAAACAAGUUUAUUUUAUCCCAGGAAGGCAACAUCAUGUCAUAUUCACACUUUUAGAUGUGACGACAAGUAAGAAUACCAGUUUUGUGGAUUUGUAUAUUUUAUUGUACUAUUUAAAUCGGACUCCAUGUUCUGCUGCAUCCGCUUUGAGAUGGGAUGUGUGUUUAAAAUAACAUGCAUGCAUAUGUAUAAUACAUAAAUAAUAACUACCAGUCAAGGAGCCAAUACUAAUAAUUGCAGGGUUGUGUGGUUUGAAGCCAGCUCCCUCCAUCCCGGUCACUGCUGUCUCGGGAAAGACACUUCAUGCGCCCACCUUGCCUCCAGUAAAAACAUAAAUGUGAAUGAAUGUUUGGUGGUGGUUGGCGAGGCAAGUCUACCGGUUUCCGGCAGUCUACCUCAGGGCACCUGUGGGUACAGAUGUAACUUACCACCACAAGUGUGUAACUGAUUGAAUGAAAUAAUGGGUUGCCAGUACAAAAAAAGUGCUCUGGCACCAUAAAAAUCUGAUAUAUUCUAAUAAUAAUAAUUAUUAAAUCACAUGCGUUAUUGUUCAUCUUGACUGAAGGAAAGCGUUUCAAUAAUCAGACUGCGUCAUACUGAUUGUGCUUGCACGUCUUAGAAUUAGUUUUGUUUUGUAUGCGAGUAUUUUCAACAGGCCUUCUGGGAUAAAGUAAUGUUAAAUAUAAUUACAAUUGAAGGGUGUCAAAUCACAUUUUGUAACAUACUUUAAUGCAAUUGCAGUGGGUUACAAAGUGAAACAGAAAAAGAGAAAUAAUGUCGCCUACUCACCCUGGUACACAGAGAAUCAUACUAUUACAGUAUGUACGAGUAUAUACUAUUGUGUAUAUACAGUACGAUAUUUCGUCAAUCCACAGAGUUGAAUCCAGUCGUAUUCCUUCCUUCCCAACAAAGAAGACUGUCAAAGAAAACAAGUCCUGUAAAAAAAAAAGAAAAAG